This is a messenger RNA of Toxorhynchites rutilus septentrionalis, 16029 nucleotides long. RefSeq lists its product as uncharacterized. The transcript is spliced from 2 exons. Gene Ontology annotation, molecular function: RNA-DNA hybrid ribonuclease activity; nucleic acid binding. Lineage: Eukaryota; Metazoa; Arthropoda; Insecta; Diptera; Culicidae. The record is from RefSeq and is a predicted model, not a curated record. Bases 12665 to 13900 code for a protein of 411 amino acids.
UUGGCUUGCAAAGCUGCUCACGACAAUCAGAAAACCCGCAUCAAGAACAGAGCAGCUUCGGUUCGGCGCUCAUCAAGGCAACAAUUAGUUUCAGUGAGUGGCAAAGUAUUUCUCCGGCACGUCACAUUAAAUGUAAUUUACUGAACAAUAUGUCACAAGCUGGAUGGGAAGAAAUUUUCCAACUGUGAAAGCUGUGGCGAGUGACAAACGCAAUAGCUAAACAGGAAGGUUUAACCGAACAAGAUGGGAAUAUCGAGUGAUAACAAAAACACAACACCAAAGGUUCUUUUCAGAACCAUCAACAUAUUCAUAAAGAGUAAACAGUAAACUAAUCCAUUUUUCAGGUAGAUAGGUAGGUAUUCACGUAGGAGAAGAAAAUAAAACAAUAUAUUUAAAAUAUAUAUUUAACAAAAGCUGUCCCCUUUGUAUAGUCCUACGUCACUCCGGUUAUGUCCCCGACAUUACCCAUCCGUCUUUUUUUAUUGUAGAAUCGUUUGACGAUAAUUGUUUGAUGAUUUAUUCUUGUGUUCGCAGAACAAUGCAUGCUCGAGAUAGGCGCUGCUGUCAUUCUUUGUGAAGAGAGUUUUCCGACCGUCAUGCGAAAUCAAUCACUGACAAAAUUCCAGAACAUUUAUUUUCUUGGUGAGAUGACGAUAGCCUAGCUCAAUGAUUCCUCACAGAAAUGUGUAGCUCAAAACAUUAAUGCAAUGGUGUCAGUUUGAUGCAAUGAUUGCAAUGUCAGAGACAUCAGCGAGUGAGUAAUUUGGUCGCGUCCACAGCUCAGUCCGAAACGAAGACAUGUGAUGGCGCAAAACAAGGAAGAACAAGCGAUGUUCAUUGUUUCGUAUCUAGAACGAUACUGAAAGUUUGCUUUUCCUUCCUUUCCUUGUUGAAUUAAAGAGACUUUAAACUUCUUCAGUUCAUUCGUCUCUAGCCUUCAAAAAGGCCCUUGGAAAACUUUACCCUUUCCUCAUAUUACUCCUCCACCCCCAUUGCCUUGAGAAAACCAUUCAGCUCGCUCAGCAACGGUGUUCUCACGAAGAAUGAAGUUUUCCUCAGCAAGAUCCACUGUUCACAGUGUUAUUUCUAUUUAACUCCUUCGAGUAGGUUAGCUUCAUCGUCCUGGUUCCCUUGAGAUACAGUAAAAUCGCUUCGCUGCUAUCGAAUUUGAAUUUCCCACAUUAUGGCCAAACUGGCACUUUUUGGACGUAUCGCCUUGGUUAGCUAUUGGUUCGGAUCAGCGAGUGUAGUAACUACGUUGAAAUGCUGCAGCGAACUGUAGACUUAACCAUUCUGGUCCAUCAUCAUACGGUCAUGCCACUCGUAUUCCCCGAAUUUUACAGAUCACACUGAGGUGCUUCAUCUUGAACUUCGCCAUCAGUUCAUUCUUCAGCAUGUCUCCCCAUUGCUGAUUUUUUGAAAACAUAAGUAUUAUCUGCCGUACACAACCUCGUACAGCAUAAUUUUGUGUACAGUCUACACACGCGUGUCAUAGGCGGAUCACUUCAAGCCGACGCGCUUCUGUUUAGCAUUCAUCUUGUGGUUUCACUAGAUUUCUCGAGAUCAAAAUUCAUUUUGGUAGCUCCCAAAAAGAGCAACUAGAGCAUAUUAUUCUAUCCAAGGGGAAUAUGAAAAAUGAGACAACGAAGCCAACACACUCACAAGAAGCUACUGUUUGCUUUCCUUUCUCCCAAUGCUGCUGGUUUUGCGGUUUUACAAUGGAAGAGUAGUGAAACAUUGCGUCGCAAGCCCCACCCUGUGUGAUUCGCAACAGGUCAAUGCGCAUAAAUUCAUUACCAUUAUCAUUCGUUAACUAACAGUGAAGCAGUACACAUCAGGACGAGCGGUAGCAUAGCAACAACACCAACAGACACAACCUCAGCAGAAAUAUCAAUACCGUCAGCUGUGGUGGCGGUGGUGGUACAGAUAUAGAAUAGAUGCAAAGAACAAUUUUGUGGAAAAAUGGGUUCAUUGUUAUAAAAAGCACGGAAAUCCAAAGAACAAUUUUUUGGGAAAAUGGUUAUACUUCCAAUUUUUGUCAAUUCAAACCAUAUGUGAAUUAGGGAUUCUCAGAGAAUUUCCAAGUCGGUUGGUAUGCAAAAAUAGUUAUUAACGUUAAAACUAUUUCACUGUUUUGACAACUUUUGGUAGGACGUAGGACUAGUUGAUUCAGGUGAAAUACUGGAGGUUAAAUUUCUUAAAACGUAAAACAAUAUUAUAUGGUUGUUUAUUCCUAAAUUGUCAGAGAUUCAAAUUAAUCACACCGGAUGCAAUCAUGAGUGGUUGAAAUAUUUGCAUGACCGGGCUUCCCCGUAAUUUUCUAUUCUUUGGGUUAUCGUGGAUCGAAAAACCCCGUCCAAUGUUGUAUUUGGUGCAGCUGUUUUUGUGUAAAAAAACGACGCUCUCUUGGCAUAGUUCAUAGUUGAGUCGAAUUUCCUUAUAAAGGACCCAUCUCAGGACGGUCGAAAAAUAACGGAUAUUCGUGAUAUUUUUUACGAGUAAACAGAUUAAACAAUUCGAAAAAUAUCACACACUGUAGAUUUUUUUGCAAAAUCAUUUUGACCUCAUAAGCUCUUUUCGGUCUACCGCCGAGUGUAUGAGCGUAAACCAUAAGCCCCACCCCUAGGGAGUGCAGAAGGGCACACAACUGCAACAUCACAGCAAAUCUGUGAGCAACUCGAGCGCGUGUGCAAAUGCAUAAAUUUCAGUCUUAUUCCAACCUUCAAAUCGACAACAUUAAAAGUAGAGCUAUUAAAUAAGUAAAACUACCGAAGUGUGUUAAUUCAAACGUUGUGCCUUGUUUUCCGACCGGACUUAGCUUGUAGAUCCAUGAUAGGACCUCGCCAGUAGUAAUCCUUUGUGGACACUUAUAAGUGUAAGAUUUUCAUACAGUCCACAAUUCUAAAACCGACGACCGUAUACCGAUUUUUAGAUCCGAAUCCGAACAAGCUCAUAGAGUUUUCUACAAACCCUAUGUAUACGGCAUUGUUGUGUUGCUUUCUCAACAAAACCUGAACUCCUUCAUUUGAUCCUGACAUGGUUGGAGCGGUCGAUAGCCUACAAACGGGACUUCAUGAAAACUAAACCCUGACCUUCGGUAUUCACAUUUUCAGCUUUUCUGUGAUAUAAUCGCAAGGUUAACGUAGAACUACCAUUGGCUUAGUAAUCAUUUGUUCAAAGCUGCUUCUAAAUCAAUUCUCAAUAAAUUGCAAUCUGUUCAAAUAUAUACGAAAUAAUAUUCUUUCGCUUAUGAUCUCUUUUAACGUUCGACACUCAAAUCAUCUUAUUCAAUCCUCCGUACAUCCGAAAUAUACAUCUAGAAACUGACAGAGGUUAACCAGCCGACGCAUCUUGCAUCUUGCAUCGACCGCAGACCAAUCGAGACUGAAAUGAAAUUUCAAGAAGUAUCGCUAUCUAUAAUGAUUUAAAUAGUUUGCUUUCGAAGCAUUUUUGGGCUAUGGAAAAAAGGUUUUAGAGCCAUUAAGUAAAAAACAUCUCUCGUAGAUCUUUUUUUUCUUUUCGUGACUUUUAUUGUUAGAUAAUACGAUAAGUAAUAACCGGUUACCUUCAUUCCAAAUCAUGGUUUUUUUUUCAAUAUAAUAUACUCGUCAUGGGCAUGGGUGUCACCCCUCUAAGGAUGACACCCGGGCAGACCGCCCUCCCUACACUAUGGCACUGUAUUGCUGUAUAAAUUUUUGAAUGCGUUUUUUUCAAUAUUUUUAUGAGCUUCUAAACAGCGAUUUUUCAUGGAAAAUUAAUAAUUUUUAACAAAAAUAGGCGCCAUUUUGGCAAUUUCUCGAAUUUUCAAAAACCGCUAUGUAGCGCUUUAGGUAUUCUCCUAAAGUUUAAAAAUAUUCAUUGGAAUUCGUUCUGUGACAUCCCGUUGGUUCAGAACCGAUACCACCAGCAAGGUACCGAUUUUCAGACAGCAUCUACGCAUCCAGCUGGCAACAGCGUGAUAAUCAUUAUUCGUGCGCUCAAUAAAUGGAAAAAACAUCUUUAAAUACACCUUAAAUAAUAACCAAAAUACCCGAACACUUCACUUUAUUUUUAACAUUUGAAUAAAAACCAUGAAAAUUCAUUAUUUUUCAACCUUUCAUAUCAAAAAACGACUACUUAACAAUUUAGAUGAUUCAUUUUUACAUGCUGAAAAAAAAUCAACCAAUCGGUCCACUUCUCCCACUUCCAUUCAGCUGAAAAAAACAUGGUUUCGAGAAAAUCGCGUUUGAAGAUUCGUACAGCAAUACUACUUUCCAUGAGGUGAUCUCAUAGGUUUUGCUGUAAUUUCAAAACGAGUUAAAAUAUCGAAAAAUCCUCUCGGCACAACAUUUCUGAAGAUGAAGAUCUGUAAAAAAAAAGGUUUUUCCGACUUUCCAGAGUAGGUCCCCCUAUAAGACGGUUUGAACUUCAUCGCAGGUGUGAAAAUAGGUAUUCACAAGUUUUUUUUAAUUACAUUAGUGGAACAUGUUUUAUCCACAUGCUCCAUGCAGCAAUCAAAUUCAAUCAACAGAACCUUUUUCGCAAUUCAUGUUUUAUUUAUUCAUUUAUUUAUUCAUUAUCGUCAAACAAAUGUAGACUACAUACUUAUAUAUUAAUGUUACAAUGUUUUCUUAAGUUAAGUAUUAUUCCUACGGUACAUGUUUUUUUAGCUGUUUUUUAUUCAUUGUUGUGUCAAUUAAUUCGCAGUGCUGAUUGUAUAUACGCAUCAUGCGAUUGAUAGGAGCGUUGUUUGCAUAAUUUGUUCUGGAUGUUUUGGUUAGAAACAAAUUGCGUGUUCUUAGUUGACGCCCAGGUACAUCGAAAUUUUAUUUUUCUAGUAAUUCAGUUGAUUGUACUCGUUGCGAAAUUAAAUCAUUAACAAAAGAAAUCAUUGCAAAAUUACGGCGUUCCUUCAGUGCUUGGAUGUUUAUGAGCAUGCAGCGUGCUUCAUAUGAAGGAAGUGGAAAUGAUGUCUACCCUUAGAAAAAUCCUCGGUCGAAAACUACUAAAUACAUUUGGUAAUGCAAAAUUAGUAGAAUGUACAAAUUUUUUGUACAUAUUGUCAACAAACCCGCAUCCCUACCAGAGAUUAGUAUAUUUUACUCGAUAACAUUAGUAAGCUUGGAUAUUGUCAUAUCUGAAAAUUGGUGAGAAAAGCGCGUAUUAACCAUUUUCAUUGUUCCCAUAAGGCAAUACGGAGGUAUAAUAAGGAUAUAAUUCUGAUACGUGCAUUUUCGGCGAAAAAAUGUAGCCGAUAUUGGGCUUCCGAAUCAUGGUUCUGCUUGACAUAAGUGUUUAUUAGUACGGUCGAAAAUGAGUAUAGAUUGGUAGUAUUUACCAAAAAAUUCGUUAUAUUUACUAAUUAUUUCUCUCAGUGUAGUUCAACUGAAAUUUGAAAAUGGUUACAACACCGAGUAAAUAUCUUGUUCACACUUCAGCGAAUCGACAUACUGAUUUUUAGGAGGACUUGCGAGAGGAUGGUAAUUCUACUUAGUCACACAAUGUUCACUAUGUAUUUUAUCUGACAUCCCAAACCGGAAAAUGAUUUCCAAUGGAACAAUGUCUAAUCACGUAACCACAUAUUUUAUUCACCGAAUCACAACCGGUUUCCGAAAGACGACGGCAACUUAUCGCAACACUUACCUCUACAACCGCAAAAGGUAUAUGUAUAUUGCACGAAACUGACUUUGCUCUGUGCAGCAAAAUGAUGAGUUCUCCUAUGCACGAAUGUGAAAAUACAGGACAGUUUGCUAACGAUGUACUUGACUUACAGUGAUGUACAUCGUUAGACAGAUUACAAAUAAAUGCCUCAUAUCAUAACAAAACGAAAAAGUGUUAUGAGAAAAAUCGCAGAAAAUGUGUUUCAUAUCAAGAUAAAGGAGACAAAUAAUGUAAAUGUAUGAUUUCGUGAAUCCCAUUUCUGUGUGUGUUGUCGAUGAAAAUUUCCAAUUACAGAUUACAGUUAGGAAAAAAAAAUCUUACGUUCAAAAUAUAAUUUGCUUUGUUAUCUAGAAAAACAGAGAAUCAUUUGCGAAAUUUCACUUUCAAGAUUAAAAAAGCAUUUUUAUAUCGAAUCGAGUCGGGGAUAAAGAUUGGAUAUAUUGGAUGAAUCCCAAAGAUCAUAUAUUGUGUUGUCAUCAACUGGUCAAACUCACACCUGCCUCGAGAUCCGCUGUCCGUUCCUUAUCGUGUAGUUCCCGCGCUCGUCUGCGCCCAUCCUUUGUCCUCGGUCGAUCCCGCUGUCCAUAGAUGAAAUUCCGGGUUAUCUCCAGUUUACAACAUACAACAUACAGGCUCCGAACAGUUUCAUGCUCGGAAUUUGAGCACCUCUUUCAAAUUUUGGAUGAACUUCUAAAAACUGUUACCUAAGAUAUCCAGGCAGACUCGUUCAUGAACCUCCGUUUUUGUCUUCCAAGGGGGAAGAUUUGACCCUUGAACAAAAUUGUGGUCUCAUCGGCAGAUUGGGAAAAUAUUUCAAAGGAUACUUCUGCGGGACACAUCUGCAUUUAUAUUAAAAUGCUCUGAACACCCAUUAUGCAAAGAUACGUGAAAUUCCCUACCAGAUAGAUCAUUCCUAAAGAUCUUGAUUAGAUAAAUUAGAGAAUUGAAUCGAUGUAGCUUAUACAGCAGACCACCAUGCCACACAUUAUCGAAGGCUUUUCCAAUGCCCAAGAGCGCCAUUGCUGUCCUGGACAAUGACUUAUUCUGCUGUGUAAUAUUUGAAGCUCUAAUGCCACAGUUUAGAGAGCAAGCUAAUCAAUCGAUAGCUCUUAGAGAUUAGAGCUCGUAGAGAAUGAACUUUAAUACAAUCCAUUUGUACUGUUGUGCUUCUUUUUCAAUGUACCAAUGUACCCCAAGUAUUCUCAAAUUUUUCCACUGUUUUGAUAAAUUUUGCCUCCUGUAUUUCCCUGAAUUCGACUUUUGAAAACAUUCCGCAACUUACUAGUCAAAAAUACUUCACUUUUAUGUUGAAGAAUUUUAAUAAAACGAUCAAAAUAACCAGCAACUUCAGUAGCAGACACAUCACCUCUUUCAACAAGGCCAAUAAAUGAAAGGUCUGAUCUCUGGUAAAACUAACCAUAGUUUUAAGUCAUGGGUUUUCCAAUAAACCACAUGGUACAACAGGACAUUUUCAUGUUAUUGAAAAUAGGGCCACAAUCCCACAAUCCAUCAAUCCGUCGAGAACAAUGUAUUAAAAAUAAUGAAAAGAAUGAUUUUUCUUAUCAUACUGAAAAUACGGUACAAAUUGAUAAAAAGAGAGAGACAAUCAAAAAAGGUCGAAAAAAUGGUACUCUCCCGUUCCAAACGGUACAUUUGGUUAGCCUAGUGAGAUUACUCCAGUGGAUUCGCUUUUUCAUUGGCUCCUCAUAAAAGACUAUCUUCCUGUGAAUGCCCUGACGAAAGCAAAAAAAGGAUGAGAUUAGGUCUCCUUUUCUGAAUUUCUGUUAGGAACCAAAAAGGUUUAGAGUGAGGGGGAAUUCGUUAAAUCUUUUGCUAAUAUUCCCUAUUUCUGAGGUCUUUAAUCCUUUCUCGAAUUACGCUAAUGAACCGCACAAUCACGAUCAUGAUUCCAGUGCCUGAUAAACCUCCUUGGUGGAAUCCAAAGGCUGAUCGAAGACGACAAUCCGUCGGCGUUAUACGGCAUCGGGAGCAGCACCUAAUUUCAGCACCACCGGCUAGUGGUCAGAUGACAGCUCCUCGGAGACAGCAGACCACGAUUUUCUUUCGUAUUAUAGUGACUGUGUUUAAACUUUUGGCUAGUUCGUUGCUUUUAACUUCCAUUUCGGAAGAAUGUCGGAGGUAAGAAUUGAACUCGUGACCUUUAGCGUGACUACGCCAGAUCGCCUACACAGCAGACCACGAUGAGAAUAACCCAUCCAAACGUAGUAUUGACUUCGACGCCGGCGGCAUCAAAGGUAACUGUCUCUCAUUCAGCUCAUGUGGCCACUGUACGCAAAUUUUCUGAAUCUUUCCCAUCUGUCGUUGGUAAUUAGGAACAAUUUUUGACUAAUGCUUAAAUGUGCUGCAUUGAGGGUCUUCGUGAACUCAAAAUUCAAGGUUCUCAUUCGACAACGCCCACGCAAUAAUCUACAAGUUACGGUGGUUCAGCCUCUCUCAGUUCACACACGCUCUGCUGUGUGCAGCAAGAAACAUCGGCAAUUGGUGCUAUAUAACACACCAAUGGAAGUCUCAUUUCAACUGUUCCUCUUCGUACGGUUGAACUGUGAACAGUUGAACAACAGGAAUACUCUUACGCCGGAAAGGCGAUAUUGUGUAAUUUCACCACUCACGAGAAGCGACACUUCUUCUAGCCCUUAAAAAAAUAGAUGAGUUAAAAUUACCUUUUUCGUCGACGGAACGGAACAGAUCGCUGAUUUUUCGUCCGGCGGAACUUUGUCUUUAAGGUUACACAAAAGAUCUUUCAAUGCUCAAGGCUCGCGUUUGUACACCAUAUGAAAACCAUGUUUCCUGAGAGUAGGCUGGACUGCGUUGGUCAUUUUUGGAUGAUACGGUAGGCCGAUCCUUUCAUGCUUCUCGGGCUCUAAUGUGGUGAUGUUUUUUCUGCGUUUUUUGUUUUCGGGGGAUUGUCUCCACGAAACCUCUCUCGUACCCAUUCAGCUCUGCAGCAUGGUGAAUAUAUCCUCUCCGCUGUGAAAUCAUUUCUCUCCAUAUGCAUAGGAGAAGUGCGUAAUGAGUGGUUCGACAACUCGCAAGCAGAUCGGACAAGUUAUUAAUCGAUCCAACAAAGGUGUUUUUUUCACAUCGAAUAAUAGUGUGCUUUUUCAUCGGUUGCGCUUGCGAGUGUAGCGAAAUUUAAAGUUGUGCGCGCUGAGGAUCCAAAUCAGACACAUUCAUCACACACGCCACACAGCCGCGGCAAGUAGAAAUUUAUUUUUCUUUUGUUUCCCUAUCAUUCCUUCUACCUUCUGUGCACGAUUUACACCAUUGUUCAACUUUGUCUUAACCAAAUCGGCAAACGUUGGCAUUAGGGAUGAUCAUUAUUUCUUAUAUACCGUUGAACUUUUAUUGGAACUUUUUUUCAUUUUAGCAUUUUAUUUGACAUAAAAUAAAUCAUAACCUUAUAAAAAAAUUUUUUUUUCACUCAUUUAUUUAUUUUGAAUCAUUAUAUUCUGUUCAUAUCGAACAGUUGACCGAUUUUUUUUUUAUAUGGCUGAGGGCGGGAAGGAUCCCCCAUCAACGCCAUUGAAUAUUUCCGAUACCGAUCCUCCUCCUGAAGAGCAGGAAGAUGAAACUGAAGUUGAGGAAGAAACUUCUGUAUAUGAAGUUGGAAGUUCCGAAGAUGAGGACAUUGACGAAAAACAGGAUUUUCGUCCAAAAGAAUACCAUGAAGGCUCCAAAGGCCCAUUCAUUGUAUACUUUAGACGAAAAUCUAAACCUCUCAAUGCCAUUCGUAUCUCGAAGGAACUUACUCAGAAGUUUUCUGCAGUUACCGAGAUUACACGGAUGGGGCCAGACAAACUACGAGUUGUCGUCUCAAGCAGGACCCAAGCGAACGAAAUCACGCGCUGCGACCUCUUUGCGAUUGAGUAUCGCGUAUACGUGCCUUGUUGCAACGUCGAAAUAGACGGCGUAAUAACCGAAAAGGGUUUGACUCGAAAAGAGAUUAUCGAUGGUGUCGGUCGCUUCAAGAACUCUUCACUAAAAACUGUGAAGAUUCUUGCAUGCGAUCGACUGAAAUCUGUGUCACAAAAUGACAAAAAUGACAAAAGGGUUCUCAAUCGGACAAAUUCUUUUCGUGUGACUUUUGAGGGUUCCGCCCUUCCAAACUACGUUGCAAUAGGUGCACUUCGUUUACCUGUUCGGUUGUUUGUACCCCGGGUAAUGAAAUGCAACAAAUGUAUGCAACUCGGUCACACGGCCGCCUAUUGUUGCAAUAAAAAACGUUGCGCAGAUUGUGGAGACAGCCAUGAUGAGAAUUCUUUGCGCGAAAGAGCACAAGUGUCUUCAUUGCGGCGGGACUCCAAUGCCCGGUGUACAAACAACGAGGGGAGAAAAUCAAGCGUUUCUUAAAGGAACGUUCCAAGCGGACUUAUGCAGAAAUGCUUAAGAGUUCCGUACCAACGAAUCAGGACAAUCCCUACUCCAUUCUGCAGAACGACGAGCCUGUUGCUGACGCUCCCAAUGCAGGAAGUUCCGGUACAUCGCAGGGUGCCGUCAGGAAAAGAAAAAUUACUUCUUUUCCAUCACUCCCCAGAAAGACAACCGAAACUUCCCAAGUUGGAAUGAAAACUCGAAUUGAACGUGCUGAGAAUAGACCGAAGCAAGUACCUCCUGGUUCAAGCGGUUCUUCUAUGCACCAGGGGUCCUCAGCACUUCCCGGAGCAGCACCCACCCGGUCUGUUCCAUUUUCGCGGUCGAGGCAACAGCCAUAAUCUGGUUUGCUUGCGCUUUCUGACCUGGUGGACAACAUUUUAAAUGCUUUAAAUAUAAAUGACCCUCUUAAAAGCAUAGUAUUAUGUUUGCUUCUGAUUGUGAGAACAUUUUUGAAAGAAAAAUGUGGUUUUUUAGCAGCGUUCAUUUCCCUCGAUGCCUGAUUCAGUGCAAGAGGUCAAGGAUUUCACCACUGUAAUACAGUGGAAUUGCAGAAGCAUCAUCCCUAAACUAGAUCAAUUUAAAUUUUUAGUUCAUAGUUCUAACUGUGAUGUAUUUUCCCUCUGUGAAACAUGGCUUUCUUCAGCCGACGAGCCAAAUUUCCACGAUUUCAACAUUAUUCGCCUCGAUCGAAAUGACUCGUUUGGUGGCGUACUAUUGGGGAUCAAAAAAUGUCACUCCUUCUAUAGAGUCACUCUCCCAUAGAUGACAGGCAUUGAAGUUGUCGCUUGCCAGACACAAAUCAAUGGCAAAGACUUCUGCAUUGCCUCGAUAUAUAUUCCUCCAAGAACCAUGGUCGGCCGCCAUCAGUUUUUUGAUAUCAUCGAGGCAUUGCCGGAGCCGCGGCUAAUCUUAGGUGACCUCAACUCCCAUGGAACAGCAUGGGGGUCACACUACGAUGACAGCCGUGCCACGUUGAUUUAUGAUCUGUGCGACAACUUCAACAUGACAGUUUUAAAUACAGGGGAAGCAACUAGGAUAGCCAACCCUCCUGCACGGGCAAGUAUGCUAGACAUAUCACUUUGCUGUUCUUCGUUAUCCCUGGAUUGCACGUGGAAGGUAAUCCAAGAUCCCCACGGUAGUGAUCACCUGCCAAUAAUUUUAUCGAUCGCCAAUGAAUCAGGUUCUCGUGAGUAAGUCGAUAUUGCGUAUGACCUCACGAAAAAUAUUGACUGGAGAAAAUUUGCAGAAAUAAUAUCUGAAGCACUUGUUUCAAUGCAUGAACUUCCUCCACUCGAAGAGUAUAACUUUAUAUCGAGUUUGAUUUACGAAAGCGCACUUCAAGCACAAAAGAAACGUGUACCGGCUACCACUUUCCGACGUCGUCCUCCAUCACUUCCUGCACAAAACGUCGUACGCGACAUUCCGCUCCAAUGCGAUUAUGAGAAUUUUUCGAUGGUAGAAUUCUCAAUUGCCCUCCUCUCAUGUAACAAUUCAGCUCCGGGGUCGGACAUGAUUAAAUUCAACUUGUUGAAGAAUCUUCCCGACUUGGCGAAACAGCGUUUGCUGAACUUGUUCAACAAGUUUCUGGAGCUGAAUAUUGUCCCGCAUGACUGGAGACAAGUGAGAGUGAUAGCCAUACGGAAACCCAACAAGCCGGCUUGCGUUCACAACUCAUAUAGGCCGAUUGCAAUGUUAUCCUGUAUUCGUAAAUUGUUGGAGAAAAUGAUUCUACUUCGUUUGGACAAGUGGGUUGAAGCGAACAAUUUGCUGUCAAAUACGCAGUUUGGCUUCCGCCGAGGUAAAGGGACGAACGAUUGUCUCGCGCUGCUAUCUUCUGAAAUCCAAAUCGUAUUUGCUCGUAAAGAACAAAUGGCUUCCGUUUUUCUCGAUAUCAAAGGGGCAUUUGAUUCAGUUUCCAUGGAAAUUCUCUCAGAGAAACUUCAUAAUCGUGGACUUUCGCCAAUUCUGAAUAAUUUCCUGUACAAUUUACUCUCAGAAAAGCACAUGCUUUUUCAAUCAUGGCAGCUUGAAAUCUUCUCGAUACAGUUUUAUGGGCCUACCACAAGGCUCCUGCCUAAGCCCCCUCUUGUAUAGUUUUUACGUCAAUGAUAUGGAUGAUUGUCUAACUAAAAACUGCACGCUGAGACAACUUGCAGACGAUGGAGUUAUUUCCAUCACGGGUACUAAUCCCGCCAUUCUGCAAAAAUCCUUGCAAGAUACCCUGAACAACCUGUUCACGUGGGCUCUAAAGCUGGGUAUCGAAUUCUCUACGGAGAAAACCGAAAUGGUCGUUUUCUCUAGGAAGCACGAACCCGCCCAAUUCCAGCUUCACCUAUCCGGUAAAGCGAUCAGGCACUCGAUGUUUUUCAAAUACCUUGGAGUAUAUUUUGACUCUAAAUGUACCUGGGGAAUACACAUUGCGUAUUUGAAACAGAAAUGCCAGUAAAGAAUCAAUUUUGUCCAAACAAUAACCGGAACAUGGUGGGGUGCCCAUCCAGGAGACCUCAUUCAGUUGUACAAAACAACGAUAUUAUCAGGGUUGGAAUAUGGCAGUUUUUGCUUCCGAUCAACUGCCAGGAUUCAUAUUCUCAAGCUGGAGAGAAUACAAUAUCGUUGCUUACGUAUAGCAAUGGGGUGUUUGCAUUCGACACAUACGAUGAGUCUCGAAGUCUUGGCAGGAGUACCCCCGCUUACUUUUCGAUUCACAGAAUUAUCCUACAGAUUUCUCAUCCGUUGCAAGAUCAUGAAUCCAUUGGUGAUUGAUAACUUCGAAAAUCUACUCCAACUGACUCCUCAGUCAAGUUUUAUGUCUUUGUACCAUGAUUUCCUUACCCAUGAAGUGCACCCUUCACCGGGCAUCUCCAACCAAUUUUGCUUCCCAUACUUUUGCAAUUCCUCUGUCAAUUUUGAUCUGUCCAUGCGACAAAAAAUCCAUGGAAUCCCAGAUCAUCUACGCUCCGAUUCUAUUCCGCCGAUAUUUUCGGCAGAAUAUGGGAAAGUUAGAUCUGAUAAAAUGUUCUUUACUGUCGGUUCAUUCAUAAACGGGUCCACUGGCUUCGGCAUCUUCAAUGAAAAUUCCAGUGCAUCUUUCAAACUCAAAGAUCCUUGUUCCGUGUAUGUCGCUGAACUGGGUGCGAUAUACUACGCACUAGGGAUCAUUGAAACAUUGCCCAUCGACCAUUAUUUUAUUUUUUCAGACAGUCUCAGCUCAAUAGAGGCAAUUCGUUCAAUGAAAGUUGAUAAACGCUCAUCUUAUUUCCUAACAAGAAUAAGACAUCUAUUGAGUGUUUUGGUCGAAAAAUUAUUCAAGAUUACCUUAGCAUGGGUUCCCUCUCAUUGCUCGAUUCCGGGGAAUGAGAAAGCGGACUCGCUAGCUAAGGUGGGCGCUUCAGAAGGCACACUUUUUGAAAUGCAAAUUGCUUAUAACGAAUUUUUUCACAUUCCUCGUCAGGACACACUCGUUAGUUGGCAGCGCAUCUGGAGUGAAGAUGAGUUCGGUCGCUGGUUACACACGAUUAUCCCUAAGGUUUCGUCGAAAGCUUGGUUUAAGGGAUUGAAUGUAGGUCGUGAUUUCAUUCGCGUGAUAUCUCGGCUUAUGUCCAAUCACUACAACCUAAACGCGCAUCUCUAUCGCAUUGGGCUCGCAGCAAACAAUCUUUGUGAUUGUGGCGAUGGCUACCACGACAUCGAGCAUAUUGUCUGGUCGUGUAUCCGGUUCCUUGCUGCUCGCUCUCAGCUCUCUAGAGCACUGAGAGCAAAAGGCAGACAAUCGGAUAUCCCCGUCCGGGAUAUCUUAGGUAGCCGUGAUCCUGAUCUUCUGCUUCAUCUAUACCUGUUCCUCAGAAACGCCGAUGUCAACGUUUAAUGAUGUUUCCUUCGUUGUGUCCCUGUUUCAUAUCCCUCCUAUCCGAUCUAUAAACUUCUACUUAGUCGCGGCAAUACAUACACACACUCUUUACAGAUACACGGGCCAAAGGUUGUGCAGUCCACUGAUCAUUCAACAAGAACCAAAGGUUGUACCGCUCAUGACAACUCUACACGAGCUGAUGUUUGCGCCGGCUAGUGACCAUUCUAUCCUGGAUUCCUCGAGUCGAGAAGACGCACCACGCUAGAUAUGGGGUACAGACUAGGGGGCGUUGCUGAUUAAUGGUCAGCUGCAUCCCAAAAGGAAGUAUCCCGUGUCGGGCACAGGUACAGAGCAUUGAAGACAGCAACAUAACAAUUACGAAAACACUUGUAAUACUAACCUCGAGCCAACCGCGAGUAAUCGGUUACAUAUUACUAACAUAGUUAUAAGGCAAACAUUGUCGAAAUAUUGAACUCCCGGCCCCGUCAGGUUGACGCCUUAAUAAAAAUAUAUAUUUUGGAUAAAAAAAAAGUGCGAAAUACGCACCCCCUAAGCGAGAAUGAGUUCAUCUUGACCGUGCUCUUAAAAAUUAAGGUAACAACUACGUCAGUACGAAGAUUAGUUAACCCCCAGUCAUCUAGAAAGAAAUUACAUCGAAAAUUGCUUCCAAAGAAAAUUAUUUUUCUUAUUUUUUAAAGCAUGUUACAAAUGGUAGGAUUCUAUCAUUGACUAGCACGAUUGCCUAUAUCCAUUGCAUUUCUAUUCUUGCUGGUUUACGAGAAAAUCAAGCGGGUCAAAUUGCCCGGCAGGCGCGUUUUAGACACAUCUCCUCUAUGUUGAAGAGACGAUGUGUCAUGGAAUGGAAAGCUGCUUGCUUUUGAGCGCUAAAACGAUUGGAAUCGGAUGUUAUAUAUCUGUCUGUAGACGUUGGCUUAGCAACCGUCUAGCUAUGAGAACAAAUGGUCAUUGAAACGUUUGAUUGUCCGCAUAAAUAGACGCAAGCGUUUUCCAAAUGGAAAAGAAAAUAUAUUUUAAUCCGCAAAAUCUCCUAGGCCCUCUUUUUGCCGAUAAUAUCUUUCAGCUGGACAGAUUAUUUCAUUAGAAAUAUGCAUGGUUACGCUUCUAGGCAAAAAAAAACAACAAAAUUACGGUUUCCCAACUCUAAUGGUGUUGGUGAUUACGUCUCCUAUGCAAACAUGGGCAGAACACAACAAAAUGACAUACUACAUGGACUGAAAAGUCCUGGGAUUUUUUAACAGACAAAAAAUGAACAAGAUUUAUUUCGAGAGGUUCAAUUGUCACUAGCUUAUGUGAGAAGUUUCAUGAAAUUUCGUUUAUUUGUUCACAAACUACAGUUAGUUAAGUGUCACUACCUGAGCAUUCUUAUAGAAAAUGGAAAAAGAGGAAUAUCGUAUUUUGGUCAAAAAUUGUUUUUUUGAUGAGAAAAACGCCUAAACAAUCAAUGCAGUGAUUGACGAAAUGUUAUUCCACUUCUGUUCCUUCGAGAACAACAGUUAACCGGUGAUUUAAUUAAUUUAAAAUGGACCGUACAAGCACCGCAGAUGCACCUCGCUCUCGAAUGUCAAAAGAAGCUACGAAUCCAGAAAUCGUAAAACAAGUGCAUCGACUCGUUUUGAACAAUCGUAAAGUGAUGUUACGCGAGUUAGCUGAGACCGCAGACAUUUUAAAAGAACGAAUGCGAUACAUUUUGCACGGCAUUUUGGAAAUGGAAAAGCUAUCCGCGCGAUGGGUUCCGCGUUUGCUGACCGUCGACCGGCGCGUUAAUGAUUUAACAGCCGGUUUGACGUUGUUGAAGCGUAAUCGAGUGGACUUUUUUCUUCGACGUUUUGUGACAAUGGAUGAAACAUGGAUCCAUUACCACACUCCUGAGUCCAAUAGGCAGUCUACAGAGUGGCACUACGGCAUAUUUCGAAGACAAAGUCGUUUCGUACUACAGAAAGGGAAUCGAAAUGUUGCUAUACCUCGCUAUACCAAGUGUAUUGCACUCAAAGGAAACUAGGAAUAAAUACAGCUUUGCCCAAAAAACUAUUGUAUUCAUUAACUUUUCAGCCCAUGUAUUACAUGUCAAAUCUAUGCAACAUGGACACCAAUUUAUAAACGUGCUCAUCUUCCUUCAACAAUACGUU